AGGAGAGAAGGUCCCGCAGGAGCAAGCCGGAAUUGGGGGCUCGUGGGCGACCCCUCAGGAUUUUCCUGCUGGCAACGAUGGGGAGACGGCGGGGGCUCUGUUUGCAGCCUUAUUUCCUCUGGCUGGGCUGUGUGGCGCUUUGGGCGCAGGGAGCAGCUGGGCAGGCUAAGCAGCAGCAGCAGCAGCAGGUCCGUCCCGCUGAUGAAGCAGACGGGAGUAGCAGCAGCAGCAGCAGCAGCAGCAGCUACCCUGUCUUGGGCAGACUGGAAGGAGGCACCGCGCCUGCCGCAGCCGCCACCAUCAACCGAGUCCGGAGAAGAGGCCAACAGGACGUACUCAGGGGGCCAAAUGUGUGUGGCUCCAGAUUCCACUCCUACUGUUGCCCUGGAUGGAAAACGCUCCCUGGGGGAAAUCAAUGUAUUGUUCCAAUUUGUAGAAAUAGUUGUGGCGAUGGAUUUUGUUCUCGUCCUAACAUGUGCACUUGCUCCAGUGGACAAAUACUGCCAACCUGUGGAACAAAAUCUAUACAACAGUGCAAUAUCAGAUGCAUGAACGGUGGUUCCUGUCUAGAUGACCAAUGCCAGUGUCAAAAGGGAUAUAUUGGUGCUUACUGUGGUCAACCGGUCUGUGAAAAUGGAUGUCAGAAUGGUGGUCGCUGCAUUGGACCCAACCGUUGUGCAUGUAUAUAUGGAUUCACAGGUCCACAGUGUGAAAGAGAUUAUAGAACAGGCCCUUGUUUCACUCAGGUCAACAACCAGAUGUGUCAAGGCCAACUGACGGGCAUUGUUUGCACGAAGACUCUUUGUUGUGCAACCAUUGGACGCGCAUGGGGCCAUCCUUGUGAGAUGUGCCCUGCUCAGCCCCAGCCAUGCCGCCGUGGUUUCAUCCCCAACAUACGAACUGGUGCAUGUCAAGAUGUUGAUGAAUGUCAGGCUAUCCCUGGAAUCUGCCAAGGGGGAAAUUGCAUCAAUACAGUUGGAUCAUAUGAGUGCAAAUGCCCUGCAGGCCACAAACAGAAUGAAGCAACUCAGAAGUGUGAAGAUAUUAAUGAGUGCAGCCUCAUUCCAGGAAUAUGUGAUGCUGGUGAAUGUUCCAAUACUGUGGGAAGUUAUUUUUGCCUAUGCCCACGUGGCUUUGUGACAUCUGCUGACGGUUCACACUGCAUUGACCAAAGAGCAGGUACAUGUUUCUCCAGUCUGGUGAAUGGUCGCUGCGCACAAGAGCUCCCUGGCAGAUUUACCAAAAUGCAAUGCUGCUGCGAAUCUGGGCGAUGUUGGGCACUUGGAUCCAUUCCAGAGAUGUGUCCUGUUAGAGGUUCUGAUGAAUACCGUAGGCUUUGUAUCGAUGGGAUUCCUGUUGUAGGUGGUUCCAGACCUGGUGGCACAGGAGGAAAUGGCUUCCUUCCUGGUGGAAAUGGCAAUGGCUAUGGCCCUGGAGGAACAGGAUUCGUUCCCAUUCCUGGUGGAAAUGGCUUUUCUCCAGGUGUGGGUGGGGCUGGCGUAGGGACCGCUGGUCAAGGUCCCACAGGAAAUGGCCCCAUCAUUACAGGCCUGACUAUACUCAAUCAAACAAUAGAUAUCUGUAAGCACCAUCCAAAUCUUUGUUUAAAUGGACGCUGCAUCCCAACUAUUUCCAGUUAUCGAUGUGAAUGCAAUAUGGGAUAUAAACAAGACGCAAAUGGAGACUGUAUUGAUGUUGAUGAGUGCAUAUCAAAUCCAUGCUCUAAUGGAGACUGUGUGAACACACCUGGCUCUUAUUAUUGCAAAUGCCAUACAGGUUUUCAAAGAACGCCUACAAAGCAGGCUUGCAUCGAUGUUGAUGAGUGUAUCCAGAAUGGUGUCCUUUGUAAAAACGGCCGGUGUGUGAACACGGAUGGAAGUUUCCAAUGCAUUUGCAAUGCUGGAUUUGAACUAACUACAGAUGGGAAAAACUGCAUUGAUCAUGAUGAAUGUACAACUACCAACAUGUGUUUGAAUGGAAUGUGUAUAAAUGAGGAUGGCAGUUUCAAAUGCAUCUGCAAACCCGGUUUUUUCUUGGCUCCUAACGGGCGUUACUGUACUGAUAUUGAUGAAUGCCAAACUCCAGGAAUUUGCAUGAAUGGGCACUGCAUUAAUACUGAAGGAUCAUUUCGUUGUGAAUGUCCACCAGGCCUAGCUGUUGGAGUCGAUGGUCGAGUUUGUGUAGAUACCCAUAUGCGAAGCACAUGCUAUGGUGGAAUCAAAAAGGGAAUAUGUGUCCGCCCUUUUCCAGGAGCUGUGACAAAAUCUGAAUGUUGUUGUGCCAAUCUGGAUUAUGGCUUUGGAGAACCUUGCCAUCCAUGUCCUGCCAAAAAUUCAGCUGAGUUCCAUGGUCUGUGUAGCAGUGGAGUGGGAAUUACAGUAGAUGGAAGAGAUAUUAAUGAGUGUGCUUUAGAUCCUGAUAUUUGCUCCAAUGGGAUUUGUGAAAACCUUCGUGGCAGUUAUCGUUGUAAUUGCAACAGUGGAUAUGAAUCAGAUGUUUCAGGAAGAAAUUGUGUUGACAUUGAUGAAUGUUUAGUGAACAGAUUAUUAUGUGACAAUGGCCUGUGUCGAAAUACACCUGGAAGUUACAGCUGCACAUGUCCAAAGGGGUAUAUAUUCAGCAGUGAAACUGACACAUGUGAAGAUAUAAAUGAAUGUGAAAGCAGCCCUUGUGUCAAUGGUGCCUGCAGGAACAAUCUUGGUUCUUUCAUCUGUGAGUGUUCAUCUGGCAGCAAACUAGAUUCUACGGGCUUCAUCUGUAUUGAUAGUCUGAAGGGAACAUGUUGGCUGAAUAUCCAAGAUAAUCGCUGUGAGGUGAACAUCAAUGGAGCCACUCUGAAAUCAGAAUGUUGUGCUACUUUGGGAGCUGCUUGGGGCAGCCCUUGUGAGCGCUGUGAAUUCGACACAGCAUGCCCCAGAGGAUAUGCAAGAGUCAAAGGUGUUUCCUGUGAAGAUGUAAAUGAGUGUGAUGUGUUCCCUGGUGUGUGCCCCAAUGGACGGUGUGUCAAUAACAGAGGAUCCUUUCAAUGCGAGUGCCCUGACGGCCUGACACUGGAUGGGACAGGCAGAGUGUGUUUAGAUAUCCGAAUGGAGCAAUGCUACCUGAAGUGGGAUGAAGAUGAGUGUGUUCAACCUGUCCCUGGAAAGUUUCGGAUGGACACCUGCUGCUGUGCUGUAGGUGCUGCUUGGGGCUCAGAUUGUGAGGAAUGUCCCAAGCCCGGCACAAAGGAGUAUGAAGCAUUAUGUCCCAGAGGACCAGGCUUUUCCAACCGAGGAGAUAUUUUAACUGGAAGGCCGUUUUAUAAAGAUAUAAAUGAGUGCAAAGUGUUCACUGGCAUGUGCACAAAUGGCAAAUGCAGAAACGCAAUUGGAAGCUUCAAAUGUAGAUGUAACAGUGGAUUUGCAUUAGAUAUGGAGGAGAGAAAUUGUACAGAUAUUGAUGAGUGCCAUAUCUCACCUGAUCUCUGUGGAAGUGGUACCUGUGUCAACACUCCAGGCAGCUUUGAGUGUGAGUGCUUUGAGGGCUACGAAAGUGGAUUUAUGAUGAUGAAGAACUGCAUGGACAUAGAUGAAUGUGAACGUAACCCUCUUCUCUGUAGAGGUGGCAAGUGUGUGAAUACAGAAGGAAGCUUUCAGUGUGACUGUCCUCUUGGCCAUGAAUUGUCUUCAUCACGUGAAGAUUGUGUGGAUAUUAAUGAAUGUUCUCUUAGUGAUAACCUUUGCAGAAAUGGCAAAUGUGUAAACAUGAUUGGGAUGUAUCAGUGUUCCUGUAAUCCUGGAUAUCAAGCCACCCCAGACAGACAAGGCUGCAUUGAUAUUGAUGAAUGCAUGAUUAUGAAUGGAGGCUGUGACACCCACUGCACUAAUUCAGAAGGCAGCUAUGAAUGCAGUUGCAGUGGUGGAUAUGCUCUAAUGCCAGAUAUGAGGACUUGUGCAGACAUUGAUGAAUGUGAAAACAACCCAGAAAUCUGUGAUGGUGGACAGUGCACUAACAUUCCAGGAGAAUAUCGCUGUCUUUGUUAUGAUGGCUUCAUGGCUUCAAUGGACAUGAAAAUAUGCAUUGAUGUGAAUGAGUGUGACCUGAAUUCAAACAUCUGUAUGUUUGGAGAGUGUGAAAACACCAAAGGGUCCUUUAUUUGUCAUUGCCAGCUGGGUUAUUCUGUCAAGAAAGGAACCACAGGAUGUACAGAUGUGGAUGAAUGUGAGAUUGGUGCCCACAACUGCGACCUGCAUGCCUCGUGUGUCAAUGUCCCAGGAAGCUUCAGGUGUAGCUGUAAAGAAGGGUGGAUUGGAAAUGGCAUUAAGUGUAUUGAUCUUGAUGAAUGUUCUAAUGGGACACACCAGUGUAGUAUAAAUGCUCAGUGUGUGAAUGCUCCUGGAUCAUAUCGUUGUACCUGUGCAGAAGGAUUUACUGGAGAUGGAUUUACUUGUUCAGAUAUUGAUGAAUGUGCAGAAAAUAUUAAUCUGUGUGAAAAUGGACAGUGCCUGAAUAUCCCUGGUGGAUACCGUUGUGAGUGUGAGAUGGGCUUCACUCCAGCUUCAGACAGCAGAUCUUGCCAAGAUAUUGAUGAAUGUGCCUUCCAGAAUAUCUGUGUGUUUGGUACUUGCAAUAACUUACCAGGAAUGUUUCACUGUAUUUGUGAUGAUGGCUAUGAACUGGAUAGAACUGGAGGAAAUUGUACAGACAUUGAUGAGUGUGCUGAUCCUAUAAAUUGUGUCAAUGGUUUCUGUGUGAAUACUCCUGGAAGAUAUGAGUGUAACUGCCCUCCAGAUUUCCAGCUGAACCCAACAGGAGUUGGCUGUGUUGAUAAUCGAAUUGGUAACUGUUAUUUGAAAUAUGGACCAAGAGGAGAUGGAAGUCUAUCGUGCAACACCGAAAUUGGUGUUGGAGUCAGCCGUUCCUCCUGCUGCUGCUCUUUGGGAAAGGCCUGGGGAAAUCCCUGCGAGACUUGCCCGCCUGUAAAUAGCAGUGAAUAUAAUACUCUCUGUCCAGGGGGUGAAGGUUUCAGACCAAAUCCCAUAACUAUUAUCUUAGAAGACAUUGAUGAAUGCCAAGAAUUGCCUGGUCUCUGCCAAGGUGGAAACUGCAUCAAUACUUUUGGCAGCUUUCAGUGUGAAUGUCCCCAUGGGUACUACCUCAGUGAAGAAACUCGCAUAUGUGAAGAUAUUGAUGAGUGUGUUGCACAUCCUGGUGUCUGUGGUCCUGGGACAUGCUACAACACCUUAGGAAACUACACCUGCAUUUGCCCUCCAGAAUAUAUGCAGGUGAAUGGAGGACAUAACUGUAUGGAUAUGAGAAAGAGCUUUUGCUAUCGAAGCUACAAUGGAACUUCUUGUGAUAAUGAACUUCCCUUUAACGUGACCAAGAGGAUGUGUUGCUGCACCUAUAAUGUGGGGAAAGCCUGGAAUAAGCCUUGUGAGCCAUGUCCAACCCCAGGCACAGUUGAAUUCAAGACAAUAUGUGGAAAUAUUCCUGGCUUCACGUUUGACAUCCAUACGGGCAAAGCUGUUGAUAUUGAUGAAUGCAAAGAGAUUCCAGGGAUUUGUGCAAAUGGUGUUUGCAUUAAUCAGAUUGGCAGCUUCCGCUGUGAAUGCCCCACAGGAUUCAGCUAUAAUGAUCUGCUUUUGGUCUGUGAAGAUAUUGAUGAAUGCAGCAAUGGUGACAAUCUCUGUCAGCGAAAUGCAGAUUGUAUUAACAGUCCUGGCAGUUACCGCUGUGAAUGUGCUGCAGGUUUCAAGCUUUCACCCAAUGGUGCCUGUGUUGAUCGCAAUGAAUGUCAGGAAAUUCCUAAUGUAUGUAGUCAUGGCACGUGUGUGGAUAAAGAAGGGACUUACCACUGCAUCUGUCAGAAUGGUUUUAAGGCAUCCCAUGAUCAAACUAUGUGCAUGGAUGUUGAUGAAUGUGAAAGACAUCCUUGUGGAAAUGGAACUUGUAAAAACACAGUUGGAUCAUAUAACUGCCUGUGUUAUCCAGGAUUUGAGCUAACUCAUAAUAAUGACUGUAUGGAUAUUGAUGAGUGCAGUUCCUUCUUUGGGCAGGUGUGCAGAAAUGGGAGGUGUUUUAAUGAAAUUGGUUCCUUCAAAUGUUUAUGUAAUGAAGGUUAUGAACUUACUCCAGAUGGCAAAAACUGUAUAGAUAUUAAUGAGUGUGUGGUGCUUCCUGGCUCAUGUUUUCCUGGUACAUGUCAAAAUUUGGAAGGAUCAUUCAGAUGCAUUUGCCCACAAGGGUAUGAAGUGAAAAGUGAAAGCUGCAUUGAUAUUGAUGAGUGCAAUGAGGAUCCCAACAUCUGUCUCUUUGGAUCCUGCACUAAUACUCCAGGAGGAUUCCAGUGCAUCUGCCCAACAGGCUUUGUAAUAUCUGACAAUGGCAGGAGAUGUUUUGAUACUCGACAGAGCUUCUGCUUCAUGAACUUUGAAAAUGGAAAGUGCUCUGUACCAAAGGCUUUUAAUACCACCAAGGCAAAAUGCUGCUGCAGUAAGAUGCCAGGAGAAGGUUGGGGUGAUCCGUGUGAGCUGUGCCCUAAAGAAGACGAAGUUGCUUUCCAGGAUUUGUGUCCAUUUGGCCAUGGGACUAUCCCUGGGAUUGACGAUACACGUGAAGAUGUCAAUGAAUGUCUUGAGAGCCCAGGCAUUUGUUCCAAUGGUCACUGCAUAAACACAGAUGGAUCAUUUCGUUGUGAAUGUCCCUUGGGAUACAGCCUAGACUAUACUGGAGUGCAUUGUGUAGAUACCGAUGAAUGUUCAAUUGGUAAUCCAUGUGGAAAUGGUACAUGUUCCAAUGUGAUUGGUAGCUUUGAAUGUAAUUGCCUUGAUGGGUUUGAACCUGGGCCAAUGAUGAAUUGUGAAGAUAUAAAUGAAUGUGCACAGAACCCUUUGCUAUGUGCUUUUCGCUGCAUAAAUACCUAUGGUUUCUAUGAAUGCACCUGUCCAGUGGGUUAUGAAUUAAGAGAAGACCAAAAAAUGUGCAAAGAUCUUGAUGAAUGUGCUGAGGGCCUACAUGACUGUGAAUCAAGAGGCAUGAUGUGCAAAAAUCUGAUUGGGACCUUCAUGUGUAUCUGCCCCCCUGGAAUGACCCGAAGACCAGAUGGAGAAGGUUGCAUGGAUGAAAAUGAAUGCCACACCAAGCCAGGUAUCUGUGAAAAUGGUCGCUGCGUCAACUUUAUUGGAAGUUACAGGUGUGAAUGUUAUGAAGGUUUCCAGUCAAGCCCAUCUGGAACUGAAUGCAUUGAUAAUCGCCAAGGCUUCUGCUUUGCUGAAGUUCUACAGAUAAUGUGCCAGAUGGCCUCUAGUAGCCGUAAUCUUGUCACCAAAUCAGAGUGCUGUUGUGAUGGAGGAAGAGGGUGGGGCAACCAAUGUGAAAUUUGCCCACUUCCCGGAACAACUCAGUACAAGAAACUUUGUCCACAUGGUCCAGGGUACACCACUGAUGGGACAGAUAUUGAUGAGUGUAAGGUCAUGGCAAGUCUGUGUAGGCAUGGCCAAUGCAUCAACACCAUGGGCUCCUUCAGAUGCUUGUGUAAAGUUGGCUAUACCACUGACAUUAGUGGUACUUCUUGUGUGGAUCUUGAUGAAUGUGCCCAGUCUCCCAAGCCAUGCAAUUUUAUCUGCAAGAAUACAGAAGGAAGCUACCAGUGUUCAUGCCCACGUGGCUACAUCCUCCAAGAAGAUGGAAAGACCUGUAGAGAUCUUGAUGAAUGUCAAACUAAGCAGCAUAACUGCCAAUUCCUUUGUGUCAAUACAUUGGGAGGUUUCACAUGUAAAUGUCCACCAGGUUUCACACAACAUCAUACAGCUUGUAUUGAUAACAAUGAAUGUGGAUCACAGCCUUUGCUUUGUGGAUCAAAAGGAAUCUGUCAGAAUACUCCUGGAAGUUUCUCCUGUGAAUGUCAGAGAGGUUUCUCUCUAGAUUCAACUGGAUUAAACUGUGAAGAUGUGGAUGAGUGUGAUGGAAACCACAGGUGUCAACACGGCUGCCAAAAUAUUCUUGGUGGCUACAGGUGUGGCUGCCCACAAGGAUAUGUUCAACAUUACCAAUGGAAUCAAUGUGUGGAUGAAAAUGAAUGCUCAAAUCCUAUCAUUUGUGGCUCGGCUUCCUGCUACAACACCCUUGGAAGCUACAAAUGUGCAUGCCCCUCUGGAUUUUCUUAUGACCAAUUCUCAAGUGCAUGCCAUGAUGUAAAUGAGUGCUCAUCUACUAAGAACCCUUGCAAUUAUGGAUGCUCCAAUACUGAAGGGGGCUAUCUUUGUGGCUGCCCACCUGGCUAUUACAGAGUUGGGCAAGGACACUGUGUCUCAGGAAUGGGAUUUAAUAAAGGCCAGUAUCUACCACUAGAUGAAGAUGAAGAGAAUGCAUUGUCUCCUGAAGCAUGUUAUGAGUGUAAAAUUAAUGGCUACAAAAAAGAAAACAGGAGGAAAAGAAGCCUCAAUCAAACUGAGCCUGCUGAGGUCAGUCUGGCAAGUUUAGAUAUUGACCUCCCAUUGAAGAUGAAGUUUAACGUGUCCGGGCUUCGCAAUAAGGAACACAUCUUAGACCUCAUGCCUGCAAUACAGCCCCUCACAAACCAUAUCCGCUAUGUCAUCUCCUUCGGUAAUCACAACAGUGUCUUCCGGAUACACCAGAAAGAUGGGCUCAGUUAUCUUCAGCUUGCUAAAAAGAAAGCAGUUGCUGGCACUUACACACUGGAAAUCGUUAGCAUUCCUCUCUACAAAAAGAAUGAGCUAAAGAAACUGGAAGAAAGCAACGAGGACAACUACCUCCUAGGGGAGCUUGGAGAAGCUCUUAAAAUGAGGCUCUGGAUUGAACUCUACUAAAACCUCCACUACUUAGGCCCACUUCAUGAAUGACUCACUUCCAUUCAUGUACUUAUACACUCGAUCAUACUUUGUUUUUCAGAAGCUUUAAAGGAAUCAAUGACUUACUUUUCCAAAAGACCAGAAAACUACAAAGGAUAGAGACCUCUGUAUCCUUCCAUCCUGUCCAAGACUGCAGCGUGGCCCUUUGACCAUGGCCAAAGCUUUGACUACAAUGCCAAUCAUGGUUACUGUAUCUUCUGUACAACCUCAGUUUAAAGUAUACUUAAAACAACAAACUGGUGCUCAAGAGGUCGGCAUAUGGCACUAAAUGGCACAAAAAUGUGAGCUACUUUUUCCUGUUAGCAGUCUAGCAUGUUGGGUAUUUUGCUGUGGUUCCUAAAUUAAAAAAUAGAGAUUUUAUUUAUUUUUAAUGCAGUAAUAUAUGGAGAAAUUAACAAUCUAUGUUAACAAAAAAGGGAAACACUUGUUUUUCUUUGAGAUUUUAUGAAUUUGAACUAUUACAGGUAAGAGGUUCUUUCUUUUUUUAAAAAAAGAAGAGAAACAAAUAGAUUCCCCCAAAAAAAUUCCUCUCACUAUUGUGCCAGUCGUCCAUAUAGCAUAAAAACAGUAUUUCAAAAUAACGCAUAGCCAAAUGAGCACUGUAGUACACUUCAGCCCGCCCACCCCACACAAAAUCCUUUUUCAAGCAGGGUAUUAAGUCAUGUCUAAUUAUUAACAACCAUGAACAAAAUUUCAGUAAUUAUACGCCUCAGUACUAAUGCUCACCUCACAGCCAAGAGGAGUGGAUUCCAUAUCAGAGACGAUUAAUAAUAGAAGAUGGCGCACAACCACUGUAGCAAAAUACCUGGACUGCUUGUGCUACCACUAGCAUUGCAGGCCAAACCGUACUGUAUUUCCUUCAGAUAACCUCAAUAUAUCACACAACACCUCAUUCACCACAAACUAAAGGUGCUCUACAUACUUGCAUUACUGUAGGCAGCUGAAUACAUACCUUAUAUUCUUAGAAGGGAACACCUGAUGUCUCAUUCUGUUUGGUGCUGGCUUGGAUUAAUGCUGAAAUGAAUAUGCCUGAGCUAUUUCAGGACUGCCAUAUGUGCACACUAUUCAUGCUGCACAGAAAAAAAAAGAUGCAUAUUUGAAAACAAUUAAGGAUUUUCAUUAAUACUGUAGUUAUACACAAUAUGCCUCAUUUUAUCAUAGCCUAUUUUGUAAGAUUUACUUUUGUACAAUGAGUUGGCAUUUAGUUUAGUAUUUUAAAAAUUGUUGUGCCAUUUUGUUUUAAUAAGUGUAUGUUGCCGUGGUGCUAUUAUUGACAGCUGGUACCUGAAACAAAUAAUGUAAAAGAACGUCGCACGUGACCCAGUCCAAAGCACUUCCCAAAUCUGUUCCCUCUCUCCCCAUACAUUGACCUGUGCUAACCAAAGAUUAGAAACAAGUUACGCUCACUGUUUGGAUUCGUAUUUUGUAUUUUCUUUAUGAAAAGAAGAAAACAUUGUAAAUUACAAUUCUGUUUUUGAGAAAAAGCGGUAUUGUUUCGUUGGCCUUUGUACUAAUACAGCACCACUUUUCCUGCAAUAAAACUUAUUUU
Molecule: messenger RNA, 10401 nt
Organism: Elgaria multicarinata webbii
Lineage: Eukaryota; Metazoa; Chordata; Lepidosauria; Squamata; Anguidae
Gene: FBN2
Product: fibrillin 2
Exons: 65
Coding region: 78-8810 (2910 amino acids)
Molecular function (GO): calcium ion binding
Source: RefSeq, a predicted model, not a curated record